GCGAUAUUCUUGGUAUCCCCAGCUAUGGAUACCUGCCCUCCUUUCUCCUUUUAAUUUUUGUCAUUGGUUUGAUUUGCUGGCGGAUGCUAUCAGUGCAGCUAGAUCCUCAAGAACCACCUCUCCUCAGGCCGAGAAUACCAUAUAUUGGUCACCUUCUGGGGCUUGUGAAGCAUUCCACAUCUUACUUUGACAUAUUGAGGUACCUUCUUUCCUCUGUAAGAUAUCCACGCACUCUCUCAUCAUGCCCUCGCCGGCAGUGCCAAAUACAAACUACCGAUAUACACCAUGCCAUUGCUCGACGCAAAAUCCUAUGUCAUUACAUCACCCGUAAUGUGCCAAUAUGCCUUCCGGUCCAAGGACUUGUCAUUCGAACCACACAUGGUGGAAUUCUUCCAGCGCAUGCUGAAUGUAUCAGACGCGACAAUAUCUCUGUUGAAAAUUCCGGCAGGCGAGAAGGAGGCUAGCAUGCUACGUGAAUCCAGCAAAGCAAUCCACGAGUCUCUCACCGGCGAAAACCUGCACAGAACCAAUCUGAAAGCUUUGGAAUCCAUUUCUUUAAUAAUCAAUGGUAUUGACGGGUGCUUUACUUCGGAUAGCUUGUUUCGGUGGCUGAGACUCACCCUGACAUUAGCUACAAGCGACGCUUUGUAUGGAUCACAAAACCCAUUCAGAAUUAACAAAAGCCUUAUCGAAUCUCUUUGGUAAGUACUCUCGCAGGAUCAGUCUGCUGUACUCACCUCGAACUCAGGGAUUUCGAUGCACACGUCAUCUCUUUCAUCAUGGGCAUAUUCCCAUCCUUCUUCGUUCCAAAAGCUCAUCGUGGGAGGGCAGCAGUACAAGCAGCUUUCACAGAGUACUUCAAGAACGGUUAUGACCUUCAGCCAGAUGUAUCACCUCUGGUACAUUCCCGAGCCGCAUGUUACGCAAAAUAUGGGAUUUCUCUCUCGGAUUUGGGACAAUUAGAGCUGGCUAUAGUCCACGUUGCCACCGCCAACGCAAUACCUACAACGUUCUGGACUUUACUCUUCAUCGCAUCAAGCCCCACUCUUACCUCGCUUAUCAGACACGAGCUACUCACCAUAACCAAACCCAGUUCUGGGGAUCCCGAGCGCGAAAUUGAUAUUAACAUAGCCAAGUUUUCAUCACACUGUCCUCUUCUCGUAUCUUGCUACCGAGAAGUAAUUCGAUUGGGAAAUUCAAAUAUCGGCGCCCGUCGAGUGAUGACCGAUACCACCAUAACCGACGGCACAUCAACCUAUCUUCUCAAAGCAGGCUGCAACGUCCAGAUACCAUCAGGAGUCAUUCACAUGUCCGAAGAAACCUGGGGACCCAACGCAUCCACCUUCGACGCACGAAGAUUCCUAGAUCCAAACCUCAAAGGAAACAUGACCGCAAAAGAGCGAGAAGAAGACCGCCAACGGAAAAAAGCCUACUUCCCAUUCGGCGGUGGGAAACACCUCUGCCCCGGACGAAACUUUGCAUUUGCAGAGAUCUUGGGCCUGCUUUCUGUUUUGGUCCUUGGGUUUGAUAUUCGUGCUUUGGAUGGUGGGUUGGUGGAGGUUCCUAAGAUGGGAAGGAGUGGUGUUGCGGAGGGGAUGGUCAAGCCUACUGGGAAGGACUUGGAGAUGGGUGUCCGGAUUGAAAGGAGAAGAGGAUGGGAGGAUGCUAUUUGGGGGUUUGUUUCUGAGCAGUAAUAUUUCUGGGAGGACUUUUGUUUUAGUUUUUGUUGUUACUUGAGCAUUCGAAUACUUGAAUCUAUGAGACAUAAUCUGAGGCGGUAUACAAGAAAAGUAGAAAAGAGCAAAUACCAAGAUAGAACUCAAACCACCAAACGAAUAUAUCUCAAAC
This is a messenger RNA of Hymenoscyphus albidus, 1848 nucleotides long. The record is from the annotation of a GenBank genome assembly. NCBI's taxonomy places the organism in Eukaryota, Fungi, Ascomycota, Leotiomycetes, Helotiales, Helotiaceae.